Molecule: messenger RNA, 1710 nt
Organism: Saccharomyces eubayanus
Lineage: Eukaryota; Fungi; Ascomycota; Saccharomycetes; Saccharomycetales; Saccharomycetaceae
Gene: PAP1
Product: polynucleotide adenylyltransferase PAP1
Exons: 1
Coding region: 1-1710 (569 amino acids)
Cellular component (GO): nucleus
Molecular function (GO): poly(A) RNA polymerase activity; RNA binding
Source: RefSeq, a predicted model, not a curated record
AUGAGCUCUCAGAAAGUUUUUGGUAUUACGGGACCCGUAUCCACUGUGGGUCCCACGGCAGCUGAAAAUAAAUUGAAUGAUAGUUUAAUUCAAGAGUUGAAAAAGGAAGGGUCUUUCGAGACAGAACAAGAAACUGCAAAUAGGGUACAGGUACUGAAAAUAUUACAGGAAUUGGCCCAAAGAUUUGUUUAUGAAGUAUCGAAGAAAAAAAAUAUGUCUGAUGGGAUGGCAAGGGAUGCCGGUGGGAAGAUUUUUACCUAUGGUUCCUACAGGCUGGGCGUCCAUGGACCCGGUAGUGAUAUCGAUACUUUAGUGGUUGUUCCAAAGCACGUGACUCGGGAAGAUUUCUUUACUGUAUUUGAUGGGCUAUUAAGAGAAAGAAAAGAACUGGAUGAAAUUGCCCCUGUUCCUGAUGCAUUUGUCCCUAUUAUCAAGAUUAAAUUUAGUGGUAUUUCUAUCGAUUUGAUUUGCGCACGUCUGGACCAGCCUCAAGUACCUUUAUCCCUGACUCUAUCAGAUAAAAACUUACUGCGAAAUCUAGAUGAGAAGGAUUUGAGAGCUUUGAACGGUACCAGAGUAACGGACGAGAUAUUAGAAUUAGUUCCGAAACCUAAUGUUUUUAGAAUUGCUUUGAGAGCUAUCAAGCUUUGGGCGCAAAGAAGAGCUGUUUAUGCUAAUAUUUUUGGUUUUCCCGGUGGUGUGGCCUGGGCUAUGCUAGUUGCUAGAAUCUGUCAACUAUACCCAAACGCUUGCAGUGCAGUUAUAUUAAACAGAUUUUUCAUUAUUUUGUCAGAAUGGAAUUGGCCACAACCGGUUAUUUUAAGGCCAAUUGAGGAUGGUCCAUUACAGGUCCGUGUAUGGAAUCCAAAGAUUUAUGCUCAAGACAGGUCUCAUAGAAUGCCUGUUAUUACACCGGCCUAUCCUUCAAUGUGUGCUACUCACAAUAUUACAGAAUCUACUAAAAAAGUGAUUUUGAAAGAAUUCGAGAGGGGAGUGCAAAUCACUAAUGACAUUUUUUCCAAUAAAAAGCCUUGGGCUAAUUUAUUUGAAAAACAUGAUUUUUUCUUCAGAUACAAGUUCUACUUAGAGAUCACAGCGUAUACAAGAGGCAACGAUGAGCAACAUUUGAAAUGGAGCGGCCUUGUUGAAAGUAAGGUGAGGCUUCUAAUUAUGAAACUAGAAGUGUUGGCAGGAAUCAAAAUUGCACAUCCCUUCACUAAGCCAUUUGAAAGCAGUUAUUGCUGUCCAACAGMAGAUGACUAUGAAAUGAUUCAGGACAAAUACGGUAGCCAUAAAACUGAGCCAGCAUUAAACGUGCUCGAAAAGGUCACAGAUGAAAAUAAAGAGGAUGAGAGCAUCAAAGAUGAACCUAAGGCAUAUCUAACCACCAUGUAUAUAGGCCUUGAUUUCAACAUUGAGAACAAAAAGGAAAAAGUUGAUAUUCACAUUCCAUGUACAGAAUUCGUAAACCUGUGUCGAAGCUUCAAUGAGGAUUAUGGCGACCAUAAAGUUUUUAACCUAGCUCUACGCUUUGUUAAAGGCUACGAUUUACCGGAUGAGGUUUUUGAUGAAGAUGAAACAAGGCCAUCAAAAAAGAGCAAAAGGAGGAAUUUAGAUGCCACUCGUGAGACCGUAAAAAGAUCUAAGUCUGAUGCUGCCUCAUCAAGCGAUAAUGUCAACGGUGCGACCGCCGCAGUUGACGUAAAUUAA